This is a messenger RNA of Spea bombifrons (plains spadefoot toad), 831 nucleotides long. RefSeq names its product RAB4B, member RAS oncogene family (gene RAB4B). Gene Ontology annotation, cellular component: endosome. Gene Ontology annotation, molecular function: GTP binding; GTPase activity. Gene Ontology annotation, biological process: Rab protein signal transduction; regulation of endocytosis. The record is from RefSeq and is a predicted model, not a curated record. The coding region runs from base 190 to 831 and encodes 213 amino acids. The transcript is spliced from 7 exons. Lineage: Eukaryota; Metazoa; Chordata; Amphibia; Anura; Pelobatidae.
UGUCAGGCGGUGAAACCUGGGCCGCCAUGGUUGAAGUUCCGUGAUGCCGCAGCCUGGGAAGGAGAGUGUGGGCAGCAGCGGGUGGUGAAGCCGGGGCCGCCAUCUUGAGGCACCAAGGAGACCCGGAGACAGGCCGGGGCCCGGGGCCAGAGGAGGAGGAGAGGGGCCGGGACUCCCCAAACGGGCAAUAUGUCUGAGACUUACGACUUUCUGUUCAAGUUUCUGGUGAUCGGCAGCGCGGGGACCGGGAAGUCCUGCCUCCUGCACCAGUUCAUCGAAAGCAAGUUUAAACAGGACUCCAAUCACACGAUCGGGGUGGAGUUUGGGUCUCGGAUCGUUAAUGUUGGAGGCAAAUCAGUAAAACUGCAGAUCUGGGACACGGCUGGACAGGAGAGAUUCAGGUCAGUUACCCGCAGUUACUACCGAGGGGCAGCCGGAGCACUGCUUGUGUACGACAUAGCCAGCCGUGAAACCUACAACGCUCUCACCAAUUGGCUGACCGACGCCAGGACCCUGGCCAGUCCGAACAUCAUCAUCAUCCUGUGCGGGAAUAAGAAGGAUUUGGAUGCGGACAGAGAGGUGACGUUCCUGGAGGCGUCUCGCUUCGCUCAGGAGAACGACUUGAUGUUUUUGGAGACCAGCGCUCUGACCGGAGAGAACGUGGAAGAAGCUUUCCUGAAAUGCGCCCGGACGAUCCUGAAUAAAAUCGAUUCCGGAGAGCUAGACCCCGAGAGGAUGGGAUCCGGGAUCCAGUAUGGAGAUUCCUCGCCGCGGCACACGAAGCACCAGCACGGGGCCCAAGCACACGGCAAGCAGCAAUGCAACUGCUAG